Molecule: messenger RNA, 1071 nt
Organism: Cucurbita moschata (crookneck pumpkin)
Lineage: Eukaryota; Viridiplantae; Streptophyta; Magnoliopsida; Cucurbitales; Cucurbitaceae
Product: rac-like GTP-binding protein RAC2
Exons: 7
Coding region: 346-936 (196 amino acids)
Biological process (GO): regulation of actin cytoskeleton organization; actin filament organization; regulation of cell shape
Cellular component (GO): nucleus; cell cortex; cytoskeleton
Molecular function (GO): GTPase activity; protein kinase binding; GTP binding
Source: RefSeq, a predicted model, not a curated record
AAACACCAUCACCCAACGCCCUCAAUUUGGGUGUAUUCCUUUUUUGUUUGGGCGUCCGCUUAAAGAAACGGGAAGCUUUUGACACCCACAAAGCAAAAGUGGAAGCUAGAUUCCCAGUUUGUUCAUAUCAUUAAAGCCCCCUCCAUUUCUGUUCAAAUUUCAAACCCAAAUCCCACUUCUUCUUACCUUUCGUUAUCUUCUUUCUUCUUCCCUUUUCAAUUUCUUGCUCUUUUUUUACCAAUGGAGACUCAGAAACCAAAUUCAGAGAAGUGGGUCAUUUUCUGAGAGAUCGAAUUCGCAGCGAUUGGUGAAGAUUAUACUCAAAAACUCAAAAGGGGUUUCGAAAUGAGUACGGCUCGAUUCAUCAAGUGCGUUACUGUUGGAGAUGGCGCUGUCGGGAAGACUUGCAUGCUCAUUUCCUACACUAGCAACACCUUCCCAAGUGACUAUGUGCCGACGGUUUUUGAUAACUUUAGUGCUAAUGUGGUGGUCGACGGCAGCACUGUGAGCUUGGGGCUUUGGGACACUGCUGGGCAGGAAGAUUACAACAGGCUGAGGCCUUUGAGUUACAGAGGAGCAGAUGUGUUUCUGUUGGCAUUUUCUCUAAUCAGCAAAGCUAGCUAUGAAAAUAUCUCUAAGAAGUGGAUCCCGGAGCUGCGGCAUUAUGCCCCGACCGUGCCGAUUGUUCUUGUGGGAACUAAACUUGAUUUGAGGGAUGACAAACAAUAUCUGUCCAGCCAUCCUGGGGCUGUUCCGAUCACGACCGUGCAGGGUGAAGAACUGAAGAAGUCAAUUGGUGCUGCUGUUUAUAUAGAAUGCAGCUCCAAAACGCAGCAGAACGUGAAGACUGUGUUUGACGCUGCCAUCAAGGUCGUUCUACAGCCACCGAAACCGAAGAGAAAGCGACGAAAGGCCACAAAAUGUGUGUUUCUUUGAGCUGGGUAUCAUGUCAUUCAGUUUGUGUUGUGGAAGACUUGGCCUCCUCUAUGAGCUGGGUCUCAUUGUUAUUCUUGCUUGUUAUAUUAAUCUUCUUGUUUAAUAUGAAAGGGCUGAAGUUUUCAUUGUGAAAGA